Gastrolobium bilobum is the source of this 714-nucleotide messenger RNA. Its product is annotated as transcription factor MYB8-like. Lineage: Eukaryota; Viridiplantae; Streptophyta; Magnoliopsida; Fabales; Fabaceae. The transcript is spliced from 3 exons. The record is from RefSeq and is a predicted model, not a curated record. The coding region runs from base 1 to 714 and encodes 237 amino acids.
AUGGUGAGAGCUCCUUAUUUUGAUAAAAAUGGAAUAAAGAGAGGUGCAUGGAGUGAUGAAGAGGAUAAGAGGCUUAUAUCUUACAUUGAGAGACAAGGCCAUCCUAAUUGGCGUCAACUCCCAAAGUUUGCAGGUUUGGCAAGAUGUGGAAAGAGUUGCAGACUUCGUUGGAUGAAUUACCUGAGGCCAAAUCUAAAACGAGGAAACUAUACACAGAAGGAAGAGCAAACAAUCACGGAUUUGCAUAAAAAACAUGGAAACAAAUGGUCUCUGAUUGCUGAAAAUCUACCUGGAAGAACAGACAAUGAAAUAAAGAACUAUUGGCACAGCCACCUAAAGAAGUUCUCACAAACCAAUGAGAUCACAACAUGUGAUGAUGAGUUUGAGUCCAACCCAACUCAGAGUACAGAAUUUGAAAGGCCAACAAACGAUGCUGUUAGUGCUGAUUCUCCACACAUUUUGGAAAGUUCAUUGUCCAUGUCCUCGGAAACUUCAUACAACGAAGACAAUUCACCUUCCUUUUCCUCUAGUCAUAUAGAAUCAACCGUGAACUUGUCGAGGGAAGAAGAUAGUGUUGCUUUAUGGGAAACGUUCGGUGGACUCAGUAGCAAUUUUUGGACAGAACCAUUUAUUUCAGAAAACGCAUUCAGUCAGGAUUACUUUCCCAUUUCAUGCUGUGGAGAAGAGAUGGAUGAACCAUUUUUCAUAUGGUAG